AUGCCUUCAGUAACUCCCAACGCAUCUCCGGUUACCGAUGAGACGAAUACUCCACAGCUCCAGAAGCUGACAAUUGACCCAAAAACAUUCCUCCACGAGAUCCCGUCCAUCAACAAAAAGCACCCUUUGAAUCCUUAUCGGCAGACUCAGAUCCCACUCACCUCGCCAAAGCCCAGCAAGAUUCUCGAUAUCAUUCAUAGAUACAAACUAACCACCCGACCCGGCAGCUAUGACCUUACCGUCAAUGGGUUCAAGGUUCUCUCCCAGAUCUGUGCUAGAAUCACCGCCAACCAGCACAUAUCAAUGUCCGCCAUAAAGGACGUCUACCCACUCGGCUCUGCCCUCUGCAUUAUCUCGGACGGGCUUGUGUACAACUACCUCCUGGGUGCGCCGGACCGUGACAUCUGGAACUAUGGAAACGCCCUAUGUAACAUGUUGGGCGCCGCUAGUUUCCGCCGCAUUGAGUUCUCACGGCCCAGGACUUGA
Molecule: messenger RNA, 486 nt
Organism: Pyricularia grisea
Lineage: Eukaryota; Fungi; Ascomycota; Sordariomycetes; Magnaporthales; Pyriculariaceae
Exons: 2
Coding region: 1-486 (161 amino acids)
Source: RefSeq, a predicted model, not a curated record